Molecule: messenger RNA, 2364 nt
Organism: Tribolium castaneum (red flour beetle)
Lineage: Eukaryota; Metazoa; Arthropoda; Insecta; Coleoptera; Tenebrionidae
Product: heat shock protein 60A
Exons: 6
Coding region: 137-1861 (574 amino acids)
Biological process (GO): protein import into mitochondrial intermembrane space; mitochondrial unfolded protein response; apoptotic mitochondrial changes
Cellular component (GO): mitochondrial inner membrane; mitochondrial matrix
Molecular function (GO): protein-folding chaperone binding; ATP binding; ATP-dependent protein folding chaperone
Source: RefSeq, a predicted model, not a curated record
GGUGGACAAUUACAACGCAGCCCACUAUCAGGAACUGACAUCUCUUUUCUAGAAUUUCUAGAAACGUGAUCGCAGGCGGACAAGCCGGCAAAUAAUUUUUAUUUUCUAAGUUUGUGCUGUUGUUAGACCAUUCAAGAUGUAUCGUUUACCGUCGACCAUGCGAUCAGUCGCCCUCAGCAAAGCCAACAGAUUAUCCCAAAUCCAGCGUUGGUACGCCAAAGACGUCCGAUUCGGCCCCGAAGUCCGGGCCCUGAUGCUCCAAGGCGUCGACGUUCUUGCAGACGCUGUGGCGGUCACCAUGGGCCCUAAGGGCCGUAACGUGAUCAUCGAACAGUCGUGGGGCUCCCCAAAGAUCACCAAAGACGGCGUCACCGUCGCCAAAGGCGUGGAACUCAAAGACAAGUUCCAGAACAUCGGCGCCCGCUUAGUACAGGACGUUGCCAACAACACCAACGAGGAGGCAGGGGACGGAACCACUACUGCUACAGUAUUGGCCCGCUCUAUUGCUAAAGAGGGUUUCGAAAAUCUUGGCAAGGGCGCUAAUCCAGUCGAAAUUCGCAAAGGCAUAAUGCUAGCGGUUGAGAAGAUCACGGAAACGUUGAAAACUCUCUCAAAGCCCGUCACCACACCUGAGGAGAUAUGCCAGGUGGCCACGAUUUCGGCUAAUGGGGAUCAGUCGGUUGGUAAUUUAAUUGCCGAUGCCAUGAAGAAGGUGGGCAAAGAAGGCGUGAUUACGGUCAAAGAUGGGAAAACUCUGCACGAUGAGCUUGAAGUUAUUGAAGGGUUCAAGUUUGACCGCGGAUACAUUUCCCCAUACUUUGUCAAUACCUCAAAAGGUGCAAAAGUGGAAUACCAGGAUGCUCUAAUCCUCCUCAGCGAAAAGAAAAUCUCAUCGGUUCAAAGCAUUGUCCCCGCCUUGGAGCUGGCAAACAUGCAAAAGAAACCCUUAAUUAUCGUUGCUGAAGACAUAGACGGCGAAGCUUUGACCACACUAGUCGUCAACAGACUGCGUAUUGGUCUUCAAGUGGCGGCUGUAAAAGCCCCAGGUUUUGGCGACAACCGCAAAGCCACCCUCCAAGAUAUGGCCAUCGCCACUGGAGGUAUCGUUUUUGGAGACGAAGCCAAUAUUGUCAAACUUGAAGACGUCCAACUGUCCGAUCUCGGCCAAGUUGGCGAAAUUGUCAUCACUAAGGAUGAUACACUUAUCUUGAAAGGGAAAGGCAAAAAAGACGAUAUCUCUAAACGCGCUGAGCAAAUUAAAGAUCAGAUUGAAAACACCACUUCUGAAUACGAGAAGGAGAAACUUCAGGAACGUUUGGCGAGAUUGGCUUCAGGAGUGGCUUUGUUGAAAGUGGGAGGCAGUAGCGAGGUUGAAGUUAACGAGAAAAAAGACAGAGUGACUGAUGCUUUGAAUGCGACUAGAGCAGCUGUUGAGGAAGGAAUUGUUCCUGGAGGUGGUACUGCCUUGCUUAGGUGCUCCGGCAGUUUGGAUGGGCUCAAGCCGGGAAACAAUGACCAAGCUAUUGGAAUCGAAAUUGUGAAGAGAGCUUUGAAAGUACCUUGCAUGACCAUCGCCAAGAACGCUGGCGUAGAUGGCGCGACUGUUGUUGCCAAAAUCGAGCAACAACAAGGUGACUACGGUUACGAUGCUCUUAACAACGAAUAUGUCAAUAUGUUUGAAAGAGGAAUCAUUGAUCCUACGAAGGUUGUGCGCACAGCCCUUAUUGACGCGUCUGGUGUAGCGUCACUUUUGACCACCGCCGAGGCAGUAAUCACCGAAAUACCAAAGGAAGAACCGCCAAUUCCAAGCGGUGGAAUGGGUGGUAUGGGAGGUAUGGGUGGAAUGGGCGGAAUGAUGUAAACGCGCGCACCAAACACUUAAUCAUGAAUCCAUCACUACUAGGAAAAGACAAUUGCUAGUUAAGUUUUAGUUCAGUGCAUCUUUCCAAGUAUGUGAAUUCAAUAGCGGCCUUCGCGUCAAAGACUUCCACUAUAUUUUGACCGAAUGUCGAAAACUUAUAUUAAGUUUGUGUGAUUGUUAGAUGUGUUUAUUUUUUUCAACUCCCGGUUUUGAUGGUUAGUGAAGAGUUGAAAAUUCAACGUCUGCGAUGUUCGUGUUAGGUUUUUGUUACUUUUAUAACGCGACUUGAAUGAAUGAAAUAAAUUGUGAUGUCUUGUCAAAUUUCCAAGGCUAGAAGUUAUUUUUUUCAUGCAUGGACAUAAUAUGAAAAAAUUAACUUUGGGCGAUCUUUCGAUCUGAUCGUGUUUUUUUUACCAAUGCAUUUAGAAUGUUUGUUAUUAAACAUGUAGUACUGAAGUCUGUAAAAAUUACAUUAAUUGUUAAAAUAUAUUAUUUUUUACAAA